Molecule: messenger RNA, 1997 nt
Organism: Schistocerca piceifrons (Central American locust)
Lineage: Eukaryota; Metazoa; Arthropoda; Insecta; Orthoptera; Acrididae
Product: junctional adhesion molecule B-like
Exons: 6
Coding region: 1080-1997 (305 amino acids)
Biological process (GO): synapse organization
Cellular component (GO): neuron projection membrane
Source: RefSeq, a predicted model, not a curated record
AGAGCUCCGCGUCGCGACGCCCGUCUGGGAGGAGCUGCCGACCUCUGUUGGCCCAGGCAGCGCGCUCAUAAGUCUGCGUCGCGGGUGGCCGCCGCGUCAGGGGCUACAGCCCGCCGGGAGUCGGCGGUCCGCCUCCAGUUCUACCAGUUACGUCCAGAAACUGGAUCUGUCGCUAGUGUCACUGCGGCGGCGACACGCACUCUAAGUGAGCUGAGUGUGGCGAGACUGUGUAAAAUGUUAGUCUGACGCCAAGUGACGACAUACACGCACGUGUGUCCCACGUGUCACGCCUCUGGAUUUCUUCUACAAAGUGUUCUGGUCGUUUUUUGACGCAAAUGUGUGUGAUGCGAUUAUGAAGUGUAAAGGACGUAACGUUGUUUCUCUCACCAUUUCAAAUAUAUGUAUCUGUUGAGAGCAUAGCUGUCAGCUUGAUUGGAACAGUAUUUCUAGUCGCGUAGAGUGAAGCACGCACAGCUUCGGGUAAACACGAAGGGUAGAACGUUGCUAUCGUUUCGUCAACGACCUCUCUUCAAAUACUGAUGGAUUAAUUUUCACUUGGCACAAUCGUCAACGAAUCAACGGAAGAAAACUUAAAACUGUCAUCUCUGGCAGCUGUACACUAAUGUGAUGCUGAUACAGUGAAUUCUUCAAUUAGAUUAUCUGCUGGUAAAUUUCUUAAGCGAUAUCGUGUAGUUCAAGUGCCUGCCGGGACAUCUGAGAACCUAGAUAAUAGUGUACCAAAUAAGGAACGUGCCUGGUAUUUAAAGCGUAAUCAGGCAGGCUUUUGAGACACACAUUUGUCAAAUAUUUUUCUGAAAAAAUCGAUCUGGAAAGUCUCGAUUUAUUUUAACGACGAACGACUGACUCGUCAUCAGGACCGCCUCCGACUGUUGAGCACUCGUCGCUAUCAGCGAGGAUUUCUCUACGUGGUAGUAAACUGAGAGCCCAUAACGGAAGAUUGAAGGAGGUUACUGUGCCACCGAUUUGUUGUGUGUGACGGGCUGCGCUGUGAGGAUGUAGUGGGAUAUCGACACCGGCGACGAUAGCCUUGCUGCCGGCUGCAGCCCGAGUCCGAGGAGAUGCUGCUCAGAACGUUGGGAGCGCGCCUGCCGUGGUCCGUGUGCUGGGCCCUCGUCUGCCUACACAUCUACAAAGUUGGCAGUGAAGAAGAUGUUUCGAGCACAAGACUAAUACCUGAGAGCACAGUGGCUACUUCAACGGUUCUGGCGCCGGCGCACCAACACGGGCUGUACACGGGCCCGUUCUUCGACACGAGCAUGCCUACCAACAUAACGGCGCAACUAGGCACACAUGCCUACCUGCCGUGCCGUAUCAAGCAGCUCGGAAACAAAUCGGUCUCGUGGAUCCGGCGUCGAGACGCGCACAUCCUGACGGUGGACCGGUACACGUUCAUCGCGGACGAGCGCUUCCAGGCGUUCCUGGUGGAGGCGACGAGCACGUGGACGCUGCAGGUCAAGUACGUGCAGGCGCGCGACGCCGGCGAGUACGAGUGCCAGGUCAGCGCCGCGCCCAAGAUGAGUCACUUCGUCACACUGCACGUCGUCGUGCCGCGCGUGCAGAUCCUGGGCGGCCCCGAGCUGUACGUGAAGGCGGGCAGCACGGUGGCGCUGCGCUGCGAGAUCUCGCGCGCCCUCGAGGAGCCGGCCUACAUCCUGUGGUUCCACGAGUCGCGGCGCGUGCUCGCCUACCAGGACAUGCACGUGGAGCGCGUCGCGGCCGACGCCACCGUCGGCUCGCUGCUCAUCCGCCGCGCCACGCGCCGCCUGCACUCGGGCAACUACUCGUGCCGGCCCAGCAACCUCGACCCCGCCUUCGUCUUCCUGCACGUCCUCGAUGGUGAGCACCCGGCGGCGAUGCAGCGCGACAAGAACUCCGCCGGCGGCGUGCAGCCCCCGCAGGGCCUCCGGCGUGUCGUGGGGCAGGCUCUGCUGUUGGGGGCGCUGGCGACCGCCCUCGCCGCUCCUGCUCUGCCGUGA